AUGCAAAACCAAAGCUUUGUAACUGAGUUUGUCCUCCUGGGACUUUCACAGAAUCCAAAUGUUCAGGAAAUAGUAUUUGUUGUAUUUUUGUUUGUCUACAUUGCAACUGUUGGGGGCAACAUGCUAAUUGUAGUAACCAUUCUCAGCAGCCCUGCUCUUCUGGUGUCUCCUAUGUACUUCUUGGGCUUCCUGUCCUUCCUGGAUGCGUGCUUCUCAUCUGUCAUCACCCCAAAGAUGAUUGUAGACUCCCUCUAUGUGACAAAAACCAUCUCUUUUGAAGGCUGCAUGAUGCAGCUCUUUGCUGAACACUUCUUUGCUGGGGUGGAGGUGAUUGUCCUCACAGCCAUGGCCUAUGAUCGCUAUGUGGCCAUUUGCAAGCCCUUGCAUUACUCUUCUAUCAUGAACAGGAGGCUCUGUGGCAUUCUGAUGGGGGUAGCCUGGACAGGGGGCCUCUUGCAUUCCAUGAUACAAAUUCUUUUUACUUUCCAGCUUCCCUUUUGUGGCCCCAAUGUCAUCAAUCACUUUAUGUGUGACUUGUACCCAUUACUGGAGCUUGCCUGCACUGAUACUCACAUCUUUGGCCUCAUGGUGGUCAUCAACAGUGGGUUUAUCUGCAUCAUAAACUUCUCCUUGUUGCUUGUCUCCUAUGCUGUCAUCUUGCUCUCUCUGAGAACACACAGUUCUGAAGGGCGCUGGAAAGCUCUCUCCACCUGUGGAUCUCACAUUGCUGUUGUGAUUUUGUUCUUUGUCCCAUGCAUAUUUGUAUAUACACGACCUCCAUCUGCUUUUUCCCUUGACAAAAUGGCGGCAAUAUUUUAUACCAUCUUAACUCCCUUGCUCAAUCCUUUGAUUUACACUUUCAGGAAUAAGGAAGUAAAACAGGCCAUGAGGAGAAUAUGGAACAGACUGAUGGUGGUUUCUGAUGAGAAAGAAAAUAUUAAACUUAAAAAAAUCCAAAGUUAA
Pan troglodytes (chimpanzee) is the source of this 963-nucleotide messenger RNA. RefSeq names its product olfactory receptor family 4 subfamily C member 15 (gene OR4C15). Gene Ontology annotation, biological process: G protein-coupled receptor signaling pathway. Gene Ontology annotation, cellular component: membrane. Gene Ontology annotation, molecular function: olfactory receptor activity; G protein-coupled receptor activity. The record is from RefSeq and is a predicted model, not a curated record. The transcript has a single exon. NCBI's taxonomy places the organism in Eukaryota, Metazoa, Chordata, Mammalia, Primates, Hominidae. The coding region runs from base 1 to 963 and encodes 320 amino acids.